Molecule: messenger RNA, 240 nt
Organism: Pseudozyma hubeiensis SY62
Lineage: Eukaryota; Fungi; Basidiomycota; Ustilaginomycetes; Ustilaginales; Ustilaginaceae
Exons: 1
Coding region: 1-240 (79 amino acids)
Source: RefSeq, a predicted model, not a curated record
AUGACAAAAUCCAUCCCUCCGGGCGACGAGGCUUGCCGGUGGAGCUGCGCAGGCGAGCAGUGCACAGAGACCCAAACUGGCCGUGUCCAAUGGCGGCGCUGUGUGGCUUUUCGGAGGCUGAAACGCAAACGCACAGCUGUGGAGGGAUUCCGGUCCAGAAUCGAACUUUUAACAGAUAUCGGCUGGGCAAUAGCACUGCCAAUGUGCCGACGCUUCGCCUACAUUGAGCAACGAAAAUGA